ACAAAUGAAAAUGCCACCAGCCAGUACAAGAGCAUGGAAAGCUGAGAGAGGAGGCAACAUCUUGAGUGGGGCAGGGUCAGCAAAAACUGAAACAAGAACGCUCCAUGACCGGGGGACCAAUUCUGCUUUCGGACAACUAGUAUGGCUCAGGAGAUUGACUGGUUACACAGUCAGGCAGGCCUUUGCAAAGUAGACCUCUACAGCCCAGACGGAUCAAGUGAUCAAGACCGUAAAGUGAUCUGUUUCGUUGACGUUGCCAGCCUUAAUAUAAAAGACAAAGAGAAACAUAAGAGAGGUAGUAACGUAGCCGACCCUUCCCUUGACCUGCGUAAUCUUGAAGAAAAGGAAGUCAUUGUGAUAAAAGACAACGAGAGAGAUCACCAAACUAACACUGAAGGAGCAGUCUGCCUUUUCAAACAAGGCUCCUCUGAAGAAGUCAACGUUGUGAGCUGGCUCAGCAACGAUCUUCAGAAAUACGCAGUUGGAUUCCAGCAUGCACUAACCCCCUCAGGCCCUCGUAAAUCAGCAUACGGUUCGCCUGCACUUGACAAGAUGUCUCAAAACAGUGAUACAUCCUUCAGGGGCUCUGGUAACCAGAGAGGAGAUGAUCUUUCAUAUUAUGUUAACAAGCUCUGUUCCUUAGUGGUUCAAAUGGCACAUAAAGAAAUGAAGGAUAAAUUUGAAAACAAUGGUAGGUGUAUUCGGCAGUCAAUCCGUGGAUCUAACAGCAAGAUGGGUGAUGACUAUGGUAAAUUAUCCUCUAAGUCAUCCCAUGAUGAUCCCAGAAAAGCAUCACUCUUUUAUGGUGAAAUGAAUCAGUCUAGUCAGAAUGGCUACAGGCAGGGGUCAGACAGACAAAUGUGUGAAAGGAAACAGUCUGGACAAGAUGAUGGUUCUGUAAGCAAAGGACUGAUGGUAUAUGCAAACCAGGUUGCAUCCGAUAUGAUGUUCUCAUUCAUGAAAACAAUGAAAGUACAAAAGGGAAAGCAUCCCCCACCAGCUUGCGUGGUGUUAAAGAAAGUACUCCUCAAACAUACCAAAGAUGUCAUAUCUGACUUAAUUGACUCCACCAUGAAAAACCUUCACAACGUCACAGGCGUGCUCAUGACUGACUCAGACUUUGUGAACACAGUAAAGAAGAACCUUUUCAAUGCAGGAACACAGAAGUCAACUGAAAUUCUGGAAGCAAUGGUGAAACGUUUGUUCAAAGCACUGGCAGGAGGAGAUGAUAAAAAAUCUCAAAGCUUAGCAUUCACAGCACUGAAAGCAGGUACUCACACAGAUUCCAGAACUCAGGGACUCCAGUUUGCAUCACUUAAAGGUGAAAUGCAUGGGGGAGGCAAAGGACAUGGACCGAUGCGGGCCCUUCCAUCUGGAAGCAAGGGCUCAGACAACAAGCACUGUUCAAUGGAUGUGUAUGCGAAAGACCUUAUUGUAACGGCAUUAAUGUUAAUACAGCAGCACCUCCUAGAAAAAAAUAAGGACCAAGGAAUGCGUGAGACAAACACUACAUCAUUUGGCUAUGUCCAUGACAGAUCUGGUGGUUCCAAAUACAAUGCAAGGCAAGGAGGUGGCAGGAUGGAUAACUUGGAAUCACAAAAAGGUGAUAUUUCAAGUAUUCUGUUGUCAAUCAUCCAGAAAGUACUCAGAGAAGCUGGUUUUGCAGAUGAGACUACCUGUGAUAAGGGCUAUAAGCAGCCUCCUUUUGUUGAAAGCAGGCCCCAAAGGGCCUUAUCAAAAUCAAGUGGAGGGAGUGACAUGUAUGACAUGGAACAGAUAAACAAGCAGUUUAUUGACCAGCUGGUGGAAUCUGUAAUGAAGUUGUGCAUGCUGAUGGCUAAAGGAAGUGACUCUGAGGGACGAUGUGGGAGACCAUUAGGUGGUUCAGGCUCCGAAGUGAUUGUCAAUAACCAGAACUCUAACAAUAGUGUACAAAACAGAGAGCUGCAAGCUGUGCUCCAGUGGUUGGUUGCUUCACAAUUCAAUGUGCCAAACCUGACAUUCAUGAAUGAGCAAGAUGGGGAGCUGUCCAGACUUCCUCAGCUGGCUGAAAAAGCAGCCAAGAAGGGAUACAGUGUGGGAGACAUAGUUCAGGAGAUAAUGAGGUACUACGAGAAACAACAAAUGGAUGCCAUGUCGGGACGCAUGCCUCGGUGUGGACUAAUUGAUUGGCUGCUUGCUAACCUGUAAGAACCAACUCUUCCCUCUCAUGUUACACUCACGUUCCCAGCCCAGGCGCCCAAACCAUUCUUUCUGGCGCAAAAGACACCAUCACCGCAGCCCCAUUGCAAGCAACAACGCACUGAACUGGGGCAGCUGGGCAAGCUCAUCAAUAAAAAGGAAUAAAAAAAAGUGA
Molecule: messenger RNA, 2356 nt
Organism: Sceloporus undulatus (fence lizard)
Lineage: Eukaryota; Metazoa; Chordata; Lepidosauria; Squamata; Phrynosomatidae
Product: A-kinase anchor protein 4-like
Exons: 1
Coding region: 142-2190 (682 amino acids)
Biological process (GO): intracellular protein localization
Cellular component (GO): sperm fibrous sheath; sperm principal piece; cytoplasm
Molecular function (GO): protein kinase A binding
Source: RefSeq, a predicted model, not a curated record